ACUGCUGGGCAAUAAUUUUGAAUGCUGACUAGCAGUUCGUUAGUUUGAUUGAACGAUCGAAAUGUUAAUGCUCGUAUAGCUUGGAAAUCUUGCUUGGAGGUCUCAACGAUGUUUUUAGAACAGAUGGUUGAUUUUUUAUUUUGGUGCGUGCUAUGGUUGUUGGCAGAGGUGCGCUGCUCAUAUCAAGAAGUUUAGGAAGAAGAUAACUUUGAAUAUGAACAAUUUCUUGUAGGAUACGAGGAGAACCUCGAAGCGGAAUUGCAUGACCCACGCGAUUUCGACGCCAUUGAAAACGAUAUUUCUGUUGAUGAGCAUUUCACUUGGUUUUUGCCACACAAAACUCUUCGAGGUCCGUUAUUGCCGUCGAUUAUUCUAGGUCUUCAAACAGUUGCUUCAAUAAUGUUAUCUGCGAUUUUUAUAAGCAUUUUCGCUGGUAUUUUUGCCUAUCUGGACAUUGAAACAACUGAUAAAUGUAUCGGCAUCGUGUACUACUCAAACACCUCUGUUCCAGUUGAAGUUAUGAAGUGGCAAUUAAUUGGCGAAUCAUUUCCAGUAAUGCUACUCAAUUUUUGGUUCCCGGCAACAAUCGCCUUAUUAUUCGGCGGCACAGUAUUCCUCAGAAGGCAUAAACCUUUACUGUACAUUGGUUUAAUUAUGGGACUUUUGGUUGUGAUAUACAAGGCAUACUUAUUUAUCUUCUCUGCCGGUCCUAAUUUUAUCGAUUCGUACAAGAGAUAUCCUGUGAAUUUAAUAUUCUUACUUGGUUUGGUGUUAAGUUGUCUCCAAAUUUCGCACGCAACGAAACAGUCGAGAAAAAGCAUAAUCGUCAGGAUUGGGCUGACGUUUGUUUUCUCCUUGGCUAUGGCAAUGUCGUAUCGCUAUAUAUUUGUUCCUUUUUUCAAUGAACAAACAAGUGAAGUUUACAAAGCUUUGAUUGCGGCUAUUAUUCCUCUCUUUUCCCUGUUUCCAGUUGCUAUUACGAAGUACGUCGUGUUGUGUCACUCUACUGGCAUUGCGAGUCCCGAAUCGUCGUAUAUUCUGGUUUACUUCAACUAUUUAGCUCCUGUCGCCUUGUACCGGAUGAUGCAAGCCGAGCUAACAGAGUUGAAAUAUUUUAUUGCGUUUUCUUUAUUGCACGGAAUAUUUUAUAUCCUUGCUCAGGUGACUCGUCAUUUUCGUGAAAACGUAUGGGGCCGUGCAGUAAGACAACUUGAGAGACAUCAAUGGAGACCAGUGCCUUAUCGCUCACCACGUAACAGAAGAUUACAAGCAGACCUUGAAAUACAAGAAAUGUUGUCUCAAUUUGGAACCCUCAUUUUGAGUCAAGUUUAUAUGGUGCUUUAUCGGUUCAGCACUUUUGAUGUUGCCUUAGACGAUGAAAUCAGGCGAAUUUCUUCUCGUAUUGCUAUUAGUUUAGCGAUCGAAUUUGUAUUCGCCUGGCUUUCAACUUUGAUUCAGAUUUGGUUAUAUAAUAUUGCCAUCAAAACCGUCUGGUUCGGAUACUGGCGACGACAUUUACUUGCAAAUGUUUUAAUCGCCGUGGCGGUGGUCUCGUAUUUUUCGCCCGUUUUACUAAGCGUAUUUAUGUCUCGUGUUGAAGGCUCAAACAAUGAAGGAAAUUCCUUACGAAACUGCACAAUAUCAUUUACAUAUCAUAAGUAA
Dendronephthya gigantea is the source of this 1662-nucleotide messenger RNA. RefSeq lists its product as uncharacterized. The record is from RefSeq and is a predicted model, not a curated record. NCBI's taxonomy places the organism in Eukaryota, Metazoa, Cnidaria, Anthozoa, Malacalcyonacea, Nephtheidae. The transcript has 2 exons. Bases 400 to 1662 code for a protein of 420 amino acids.